This is a messenger RNA of Stereum hirsutum FP-91666 SS1, 2577 nucleotides long. RefSeq lists its product as uncharacterized. Gene Ontology annotation, biological process: meiotic chromosome segregation. The transcript is spliced from 5 exons. The record is from RefSeq and is a predicted model, not a curated record. Lineage: Eukaryota; Fungi; Basidiomycota; Agaricomycetes; Russulales; Stereaceae. Gene Ontology annotation, cellular component: chromosome, centromeric region; nucleus. The coding region runs from base 1 to 2577 and encodes 858 amino acids.
AUGGCGGGUGGACAUGGGAAUGGGAAUUGGAACGGACAUGGACAUGGACAUUCAGUCAAGAAGAAGUUUCUUCUGGCUAACAAACACAUCACCAAGCUCAACUCGACGCUCUCCGUCCGUAUCGAAGAGCUGAAUGCACAAAUAUCGGCGCUCUAUGUCGAGAACCUACGGUUGCGUGCGUCCGAGAUCGCACUGACGAGUCAACUAAAGAAGGAGAAGGAGCGGACGGCGAGGGUCAUGGGCGAUGCAGAAGCGGCAACACUAAGCCUAUUAAAACACCUCGGCCUCCUUCGCAAGUCACAUAACAUACCCAACGUAACGCCUAAAUCAACUCCAUCCAAACACCACCGUUCUCCGUCUCACCCACCACCAACGAAACGACCUCGACCCGCACUCGAUCCGAAUGCUUCGCCACAUGCGAACCGUCUAGCGCGGGCGCCAGGGUUCCCCGAGAUCCAUGAAGAAGACGAAGACGCCGAGGAGAGCGAGGCUACAGGCUAUGGAACCGGGAAUCGAAAUGCGCGGUGGCCGGAGGAAGCAGACGAGGAUGAGGGCGAUGCAGACGAGGAGAGAGUAAGCAGCCCGAGCCCGAGUCCUGUCACAACGAGGAGACGGAAAGCAAGAACUUCAUCGUCUUCAUCUUCGGCUUCGUCUUCUGCAUAUGCUACGGCCACUUCGACUGCUAGUACUAGGGUCGCGACACCUUCGAUACCACCGUCGACGUCCGCGCGCUUAGCAUCGAUGACGUCGGCGCCUUCGCCGUCACCUUCAUAUCCAUCACGGCCUUCUUCCGCCUCGUCUUCGAGCUCGGCACAAACACGGAAUUAUUCGGGACAGGAGAUCGUGUCGGCCACGAUUCAGGUGGACUAUAACGAAGAAGCGCUUCAACCCCAAUCUGCCUCUACGAAAUCAACAACGACCAGCGGCUCUUCAUCGUCGUCAUCUUCGCACUCUACAUCCAUAUCGUCAUCAAUGAAGAAGAAAACACUACGACGGCAAAGUGGAAUGAUACCCGUUCCUAGUAAUGCGGCUACUACUACUACAUCGGCUGCUCUCGCUGUUCCCGUUCCAAGUGCUGGGUCGGGGAGAGAGAGGGUCGCGAGGAGUUUGAGUCCGAGGCCUCCUAGUCCUGCGUUUGGGAGUCCGAUAAGGAGGGAGGCGGGGUUGAGGGAGGUCGAGGAGGAAGAGAAGGUGGAGAGGGGGGAGGAUGUGGAUGUGGACGAAGAUGAUGUUAUUGAGAUUGAUCAGGAUGAAUAUGAAGAGGAUGGGGAGGUUACUUUGAGACUGAGGGAGAAGGAGAGGCAAAAAGAGCGGGAGAAGGAGAAGGAAAGAGAGAAGGAGAAGAAAAGGAAGAAAGGGGAGAGUUCGAGCAGUUCAGAUAGUGCUGCAGGGAAGAAGGAGAGGGAGAAAGAACGGGAUAGGGAGAGGAGACGAGCAGCGAGGGAUAGGGAAAGGGAUGAAGAUCAGGAGACGGCGUUCAGUACGACUACAACGACAACCACAGGAAAACGGCUGAAGGACGUUACGAAUGGUCGUGUAGCGUCGGGAGGGUCGAUAGUAGCGGCGGCGGAGGGGAAGAGGGGCGGAGUCAGUCCACCUACGUUAGGGAUUGAUACAAAUGUCUCUGACCCCGACCGCAUCCACACCCCCUCUUCCGAAGACCUUCACCCACCAAGCAGCGCACAUACUUCAUCCCGCCAUGCAUCCGCACACAACGUCUACCCAACGCCUGCAACGACACCCGCAACUGCCCGAGCGCCCUCUACACAUCGUUUGCCUUCUUCCUCCGCUUCCACUACAACUGCGCCAGCCGCGGAGCCACAACCUCGGCCAUCCUUCAUUCCUGCACCGGCUAGGUCCUCAAGCCCGGUGGGUCGUACAGGCCGUGCGGGCGCGAGAUCAUCCAGUCCUCCACCAGCGCGAUCUGGAAGUCCCGACUCUCUGCUGCAGGCGCAGACGGAUGUGGAGGGUUUGGGUGGACGAGAGAGGAGAGUGAGGAAGAGCGUCAAUUAUGCUGAGCCGAAGCUGAAUACGAAAAUGCGUAAACCGGACCCUCCACCUGAUUCGGCACCGAAAUGCAAACGUACUUCGACCUCGAGUGCGUUUACUCAGCCUCGAGACCCACCAUCGGAGUCGGCUUCUGCUCGCACUUCCCUAGACCGUGAUCGUGAUGCCCCGAUCUCCUCGUCCUCCGCCCCUCGUUCACGCAGCGAUCCCCCUCCGUCCGAUGCCCCACUUCCCCCACCACAAGAACGAGAAUCUGAUACGCCCGGAUACUCUACCGUGACUGUCAAACGUCGAAGAUCUCGUCCUAAGAUGCCGUUCCCACUCCCUUCGUCAGGUGAUAACGAAGGCGACGGAGAUGGCGGCGAGGAUGAUGACGAUGGGGCGGAGGCGGACGGGGAAAGGGAGAGCGGUGGUAGGACUAGCUGGAUAAAUACGGAGGGAAGGAGAAGGAGCGCAGCUGUUGCAGGGAGUAGGAGGAUUGCCGGGAUUCUGGCUAGCGAGGAGGAGGUCGAGAUGGAUGGGGGCAGCGCGGGCGUGAGUUUGGGUAGGAGGAGAAGUAUGGCUAUCUAA